AUGCCUUGGCGAUUGUUAGGGGUGCGAAGAGCAGCCUCGCUUGAGCUGGCAGAGGGGGGACAUCCAGAAUGGCUCCUUUUGCGUGGAGGCAGCAGGGAGGUGGCAGUGAUGCCAGUGCUGCGCCGAGAGGGGGGCCUCUUACUGGCUAUGGCGGUGGAAGCCCUCACGGAGCAGGAGCGCGCAGACCAGAAGAUGGAGGGGCUCACAGACGACCUGGGCCCAACCAAGAUUGUUGCAGUGGAUGGCUUGCCAGAGGACGAGGAAGAGGAGCCGGGCGAUGUGGCAAUGGUGUUGGUGGACUGGCCUCAGAGUUUGUACAAGUUUUUGCGAACAGCCGGCGGGGCCGAGCCGGCCUGGCCAGAAGCAACCAUUUGGCCUCAGUACGAGGACAACCCUGUUUGCCACAUCAACACGGAUCAGCUUGGGCUCCUGGCACGCGAGUGGGUACAGACGCAGGAGUCCGCUUUGUCCGAGUCCUACGCCACGGCGGUGGAACCGUCGCCGGCACCUGUGAGGUCAACAGGACAGAAGGACACGUUGCAGCAAUUGCUGCAAACAGUGACUGCGCUGCAAGCCGACUUGGCAGACCUGAAGGCUGGAAGGGAUCUGGGGGCAGCGCCAAGCGGAGCAUUGUCGAGCGGGCAGCCGUCUGGGGCGCUGGCCAAGGCUCAGGCGCUGGUUGGCCCACCUCCCCGAUCUGCAGCGCUCCCCAGACCUGCAGUUGGCGCACCCCUCCUGGACUGUGGCGUCCCCGCGGCCGCAGGAACCGGCCUACGCGUCGAGGACGUCGAGGAGGAGGCCGAAGCCGAACCCACUACGGACAGUUUGCUGCGGACAGCUUUGGUGAGUCUGUUGAGCCAGCAGAGCAAGAAGAAGAAGUCCAAAGCUCCGGGCUUGCCUCUGCAGGCCAUGUCGGAUUCCGAAGGGGAGGAGGAGAGCGACCCCCUGAGGAAGUUGACUGGAGCACGUGGCACAAUGUUGGCAGAGAAGUUGCGUAUGGCUAUGGAAGCCGAUCCGCGAGCUUACAUUGCCAGCAUCGAGACCAAUGCCGCCCACCUGCUAGGAGAACAGCAGGCCACGGGCUCCACUAUGGAAAGGUAUGCCAAGGAACAACUCCCCUUGGGCUCCGAGAGGAGCUUAGGCUACAUGACAUGGGCCAUUGCCAGAUGCCUCACGCUGCUCAAGGCCGGGGAGAGCGACAAGUGUCACCUGCUGCUACUGCUGCUCAUGGCUGCCGUGGAGCAGUACAAGUUGGACAGCAAUUGGGUGGCAGCGUGGCGAAUAACCCAACUCACUCAGCCUCCGUUUGCCGAGUGGAAGAGCCGCGAGUUUGCCCUGCCGCAGCUGCGACAGGACCAUGCGCACUCGCGACUGAUCCACCCUACUUGGGCCGCGGCCAUCAUUGCAAGGCUCAAGGACGAAGAGACACUCCUCAAGAGGCGCAGUGUCGGAGAGGAUUGGAAUCGAGGAUGGCCCAAUCGUCCCAAUCCACGCGGUCGAGGUGAUAGUGGCCUGCUGAGCAUGGACUGCACCAAGCUUGCGGCGCUCGUCCUCGUUACUGCUCAGGGCCGACACCAGCGCCUGGAGGGCGCUAUGUCCACGAAAGCAGCGGCCUACCCUCCGCAGCUCUGUGUGGAGUUUGCGCGCAUUUCCGUUGAGCUUGCAAACACCCGAAUGCCUUCCGAGACGCCGGGCGACCCCUGCAUGGCUGAGCGUCCACGGAAGCACGAGCAUGGUCUAGGUGACCACCGGAUCUCACAGAGGUUUGUAAGUCAUCUUUGGUCCACUCAUUUGGCUGAAGCGCUACCUUGGAAGGUCAUCCGUGCAUACAGGUUCAAGCGUCCAAACCACAUUAAUGUUCUGGAAAGCCAUGCCCACAUGACUUUAAUGCGAGUUGCACCGAUGGAUUGUCGACUGGUGGUGUGUCAAGAUUCUAUGGUCACCUUAGGUGCUAAUGCCAAGGGGCGUAGCUCUAGCUUGGCCCUGAAUAACAUUAUGCGUAGAUCUUUAGCCUACCAGCUAGCCAAGAACUUGUAUCCAGUUGGGGUGCAUUGCCCAACUUGGGCCCUGCGAGCUGAUGAUCCAUCACGCGAGGAAAUCUUGCAGAAGCCCAAGAUGAGUUGGACAGGGCUUCAGACACCGCCAGGUCGUUGGGACGUUGGCUGCUGUUCGCGAGCGCUGCUCUUUUGGCUAGUAGUGGCAACUACAGGACGGUUGGUGCAUGGGCCAAGACCUCCCAAUGCCCCACGGAACCGUCUAGAGCUCGAGAGGGGCGCAGUGACGCAGAAAACAGCUGUCCUCAGACAAGGCCUGCUCCUGCAGUUUCAACAAUGGUUGGAGGAACAGAAUCCCGAGGGGAUGCCUCUUGCAGAGCUGGCUGCUCAGCAGCCCAUCCAGCUAUCACUCCAGCUGGAGGAAUACGGCAAGCACCUCUACGAGUCAGGAGGGACAAAACGGACCUUUGCCGAAACCAUCAAUUGCGUAGUCCAGAGAUACCCCUUCCUGCGCGCCAUGAUGGCAGGACCGUGGCGACUUUUGACAACUUGGGAGACACUCUGGCCUGGCAAAGUGCAUCCGCCGAUGCCCCUGCCAUUGUUGAAAAGUUUGGUCUCGACCUCCCUGGCUUGGAACUGGCCGCGCUUCGCGGCGCUCCUCUUGAUCGGCUUCUACGCCUUGUUGAGGCCCUGCGAGUUCUUGGCCCUCAAGGUGUCCGACUUCCUGACUGCUGCCGACACAGGAUGCUCCGAGGCAUUCUUCAUAAAGCUCAUGCUGGUCAAGUCGCGAACACGAGGAGCCCGCAUGCAGAGUGUGCGGUUGGAUGUUCCGUUUGUGGUGCAGUAUCUACAAAGACUCUUUGCAGUAAUGGAGCCAUCAGAAAAGAUUUGGUGCUUCUCCACUUCCCUUUUCCGCACCAGUUUGCAGAAGAUUCUCCGCGAAGUCGUAAGGAUGUACCUAGACUUCAAUGGAGAGGCGGCUUGCACGGAGUACAGGAUGGAGGCAGACCUGUCUUCUCAGGUCCAUAG
This is a messenger RNA of Symbiodinium natans, 3023 nucleotides long. The record is from the annotation of a GenBank genome assembly. NCBI's taxonomy places the organism in Eukaryota, Dinophyceae, Suessiales, Symbiodiniaceae.